UGGCUUGCAGUGGAGGGGGCGUAGCCUGAGGAGGCGGCAAACAGGGCGUGAAUGGCCCUCUCUUCCUCGAGUGCGGAAUUUUUUUCCGUCACGUCGGCGGCAGCAGCAACAGCGGUAGUGGAAGCAAGAUGGCGCCGGCGGCAGCUACUGCGAGCGGGGAGCGGGGAUUGAAGAGCCUGGUGUGGCAGAAGCUGAAAACAUCAGUAUUUGAUGACUGCAGAAAAGAAGAAGAAUGGAAGAUAAUUCUUCUAGAUGACUUUACCACAAAGCUUCUAUCAUCAUGUGGUAAAAUGACAGACUUAUUAGCAGAAGGGAUCACUGUUGUGGAGAAUGUUUACAAAAACCGUGAGCCAGUCCCUCACAUGAAAGCCAUUUAUCUUAUCACACCUACAACACAGUCUGUAGAUGGUCUUAUAAAUGACUUUGUAAGUAAAUCAUCCAGCAAGUACAAAGCAGCAUAUGUUUACUUUACCGACUUUUGUGAUGACAAGCUUUUCAACAGAAUGAAAUCAUCUUGCUCAAAAGCUAUAAGGCGGUGCAAAGAAAUAAAUAUAAACUUUUUCCCAUAUGAAUCACAGGUCUUUACUCUUGAUGUUCCAAACGCAUUCUAUCACUGUUACAGUCCCAUUGUGGAGAAGGCGAAUGAGACUGUAAUGGAACAAAUAGCUGAUCAAAUUGUUACUUUAUGUGCUACGCUAGAAGAAAACCCAGGUGUGAGGUACAAGAGCAAGCCUUUGGAUAAUGCUAGCAAACUUGCACAACUAGUUGAGAAAAAGCUUGAAAAUUAUUACAAAAUGGAUGAACGAGGCAAAGUGAAGGGCAAAACCCACUCCCAGCUAUUAAUUAUUGAUCGUGGCUUUGAUCCAGUAUCAACUGUGCUUCAUGAACUCACCUUUCAAGCAAUGGCCUAUGAUCUGCUACCAAUUGAAAAUGAUACAUACAAGUAUAAAACGGAAGAUGCAAGUGGGAAAGAAAGGGAAGCCAUCCUAGAGGAAGAUGAUGACCUCUGGGUGAAAAUUCGACAUAAGCAUAUUGCAGAUGUAUUGGAGGAGAUACCCAAACUUAUGAAAGAAGUUUCUUCAAAAAGGAAGGCAACAGAAGGGAAGCAAACUUUAAGUAAUCUGGCUCAACUCAUGAAAAAAAUGCCAUACUUCCGCAAACAGAUUACAAAGCAGGUAGUGCACCUGAACAUAGCAGAAGAUUGCAUGAAUAAGUUUAAGAAUAAUGUAGAAAAGCUGUGCAAAGUUGAACAGGAUUUGGCUCUAGGAGCAGAUGCGGAGGGGCAGAGAGUGAGAGACUCCAUGCAGGUCCUUCUUCCAGUGCUCCUCAACAAAAACCAUGACAGCUAUGAUAAGAUCAGAGCCAUCCUUCUCUAUAUCUUCAGCACAAAUGGAACUACUCAAGAGACCUUGGACAAGCUGAUCCAAAAAGUACAGAUAGAAAAUGAUAGCGACAUGAUCAAAAAUUGGAAGCACCUUGGUGUACCUAUUCUCACCACAUCCACAUCACAACAACGCAAAUCAUCCAGGAGGAAUCGCUCUUCAGAAGAAACAUAUCAGCUUUCUAGAUGGACACCAAUGAUUAAGGAUGUCAUGGAGGACACUAUAGAAAAUAAGCUUGAUUCAAAAGAGUGGCCUUAUUGUUCUCAGUGUCCUGCGCCCUGGAAUGGUUCAGGAGCUGUGAGCGCUCGUAACAAACCCAAAACUAGUCACUUGGAUGAGCGGAAGAGUGGAUCAAAGCUGAUUGUAUUUGUCAUUGGAGGCAUUACAUAUUCUGAGAUGCGCUGUGCAUAUGAAGUUUCACAAGCCUACAAGUCCUGUGAAGUUAUUAUUGGUUCCACUCACAUCAUCACACCUAGACGACUACUGGAUGAUAUAAAAGCACUUACUGUACCAAAAUCUAAGGAUACUGUGUAUUUUAAGAAUGAAUAGAAGCGAUGAUCCUCAAAGGUUUUUGGUUGAGCUUAACAAAGAUAUAAAGAAUACAUAAUAUAAAUAUGGACACAAUCAAACCCAAGUUAAUAUUAAGUUCCAUUGAUUUCAGGGGGAGAAAUGUUAAAUAUCUUUGUAUUCUACAUUGGAAUCAAUGGGAUUUAUGCAUUUAGCGUGACCUGGUUUGUGUCCUGUGUACAUAUUUUAUAAAUUAGUGUUAUAUUUGGGACUCGUUUUAUAAUUUGAAAUCUGCUGCUUUUUGUUGGGGGAGGAGAUAAAAAUGUGUAAAAGUGGAGAAAUUAUGUAACAACUUGUGUUUUUAUAUUAAUGUAGUGGUUAUAGGUGGCAUUUUGCUGUGAAGUGUUCAGUGUAGAGAAUGUUCACUAAGGAACGCAGUAUGCUAGAACUUGGAAAAAAAUGUCUGUAUAUAUGCUAAUGACUUUUCGGUAAUAAUGUGCAAACUUUCUAUCUUGGAAUCAUGUUUAUUUCUAAACGUACUGUUAUAAAAGGCCCAUCAAUUUAAGUAUCAAAGAAAUGUAAAUAAAAAUGUAUAGCACAAUUUCACAACUGCAGGAUGUUAAAUUACAAUAUGUAAGAAUUCCCUGAAGAAAACUUGCAAUGAGGUACAAGAUAUAAGGUUAAUGUCUUCCAGAGAAAAUAGAAGAGAAAAAUAAUGAUUGUGUGUUUGGAACUGCAUGGAUCUUUCUGUGGUAUUUGGGUAAAGGUAAUCAUGAAAGUACUAAACAUUUUACCAUCAAUAAAGAACUUUGAAGAA
Messenger RNA from Anolis carolinensis (green anole), 2706 nucleotides. It is a transcript of the gene stxbp3, whose product is annotated as syntaxin binding protein 3. Gene Ontology annotation, molecular function: syntaxin-1 binding. Gene Ontology annotation, cellular component: secretory granule; plasma membrane. Gene Ontology annotation, biological process: vesicle-mediated transport; neurotransmitter secretion; intracellular protein transport. Lineage: Eukaryota; Metazoa; Chordata; Lepidosauria; Squamata; Anolidae. The transcript is spliced from 19 exons. Bases 129 to 1931 code for a protein of 600 amino acids. The record is from RefSeq and is a predicted model, not a curated record.